UUUUAUGUGCUACAAUCAAAUACAAAACGUAGGCUGUUUAUUAAAUAGGCUGUAGGAUAUCUUUGCAGCAACUCUAUGGCUAUGGAAGGUGUUGAUGAAACUGGGAUUAUUGCGGACCCACCCGUCAAUUCACAACCUGCCGGCGACGUGGAUGAAGAGAGGGGUUCCCUCUUCGAUGUAACAUUUCUGGACCACGACUUUCCAGGUGCUGAGACGGAGACCCCGACCCGCAAGACCUACCAGGAGUUCCAGCCCAAAGCACUGGGGGUCUCUCAGAUCACGUUGGGUGUGUUUGUGCUCAACUCAGUUUAUGUCAGUGUCGCCAACCGAUUGGAUCAGAGAAAUGAAGAAGUAACCAGGGCAAUAGGCUCCCUGUCUGCGAUAGUGGCGGGAAGUGUGGCCAUAGCAGCACAGAGUCUUCAUGUUCCCACACUGAAGGCGUGUCUGGGGACACAGCUGGCUGCCUGCCUUAUGGCCAUGUUCAACGUGGUCGUCGUAGGAGAAAAGCUGUCUGACACCCACUUAGUGCCAGACUGCUGGCAUUUCACUGAUUACAACAACACACAUCAUCAUCACACCACCUGCGACAAGCUGAUGAAUGCAGUGUAUCCAUUCUAUGUCGAGUGGUUCCUCGUGCACGCUACUCUCCUCGGCAUCUCUGUUACCCUGACUAUCUACAGCUGCAAGCUGCUCCGCUUCUGCUCCCCUGCAGCACCCAGCACGCCUGUGGUCACUGCAUAUACUAGCCCAGCUCAGUGAGAAGAGAUGAGGUACAUAGAAAGGAACCUAAAGCCAUCAUGAGGAGACACUGAUGGGUCUAUCUAGCCGUGCACUUUCUUCAAAUCUAUUUGUCACUAUGUUUUCUGUCUUGCACAUACACUUGAUGUUGAUGAUAUGUUAUAUUACAGUGGGGGGAAAAAAAUAUU
Molecule: messenger RNA, 926 nt
Organism: Coregonus clupeaformis (lake whitefish)
Lineage: Eukaryota; Metazoa; Chordata; Actinopteri; Salmoniformes; Salmonidae
Exons: 7
Coding region: 76-759 (227 amino acids)
Source: RefSeq, a predicted model, not a curated record